This is a messenger RNA of Panicum hallii, 948 nucleotides long. Its product is annotated as biofilm regulator 1-like. Lineage: Eukaryota; Viridiplantae; Streptophyta; Magnoliopsida; Poales; Poaceae. The record is from RefSeq and is a predicted model, not a curated record. Gene Ontology annotation, biological process: regulation of DNA-templated transcription. Gene Ontology annotation, molecular function: zinc ion binding; sequence-specific DNA binding. The transcript has a single exon. Bases 1 to 948 code for a protein of 315 amino acids.
AUGGCCGGCUCUGGCGGCGCGGAGGGGGAGCGGGAUGGGCGCCUCGCCUACGACGCCCCGGCGUGGACGUUGCUCCUGGCCGCCGUUUCCCGCAAGAAGCGCAGCCGUCGUGGCCCAGCCUCGUCCCGCUCGUGGGCGUUCAGGCGCCCCGUGCCCGUCCCCCCACCGCCCGAGGCCAAGAAGCCGAUGGCGAGGAAGGCGACGAGGGCGGGGAGGUGCGUGGACUGCGACGCGACCGAGACGCCGCAGUGGAGGGCCGGGCCGACGGGGCCGGGGACGCUCUGCAACAGCUGCGGGGUCCGGCGCCGGGCAGCCGGGGAGCGGUGGGGGGAGCGUCGACGCCCCCGGCGUGCGACGGCGAGGAGCGUCUCCGACCAGCAGCCGCUGCAGGAGAGCCGGCCGAUCCCGGAUCCGGAGUCCCCACCGGACAGCCAGAUCUGUGAGCAAGAAUUAGCUCCCGCUCCCAAACUGGUCCUGGUGACGUCUCCGCCUCCGGCGACGGAGUCCUUGCCGGCGCUGGGGAUGGCAAGGACGGACCCCGACUCAGAUCAGCCCUCGAAGAAGAAGAAAAAGCCGCCGGCCAAGACGAAUGAGGACAAGCUGUGCGACCACUGCGCGUCGUCGUCGACGCCGAAAUGGAGGGAGGGGCCGAAGGGCCCCCACACGCUGUGCAACGCGUGCGGCGUUCGGUACAGCCAGGGGCGGCUACUGCCGGAGUACCGCCCGCAGGUGAGCCCCACCUUCAAGUGUAGAGAGCACGCCAGCUUGCACAGCGAGGAGCUCGAGCUUCGCCGGCAGCGGAAGGACAAGCAGCAGCAGCCCGUGAAACUGAUGCCGCUGCUGCUGCCGCGCCCUUUGGACCACCUCGCCAGCGAGCUGCCCGUCGGUGACAUCGACGACAACUCCGGCGUGGCAGCUGCCAACCCGACGGACGAGCGGCGCCGAUGA